Molecule: messenger RNA, 1847 nt
Organism: Erythranthe guttata (spotted monkey flower)
Lineage: Eukaryota; Viridiplantae; Streptophyta; Magnoliopsida; Lamiales; Phrymaceae
Source: RefSeq, a predicted model, not a curated record
AUUUCGAAUGUUAACAUCGACAGUAACUCUUCACUCUUAUAUUGCCCACCAGGUGUUCGUUAAUAUGCCCCAAAGAAAGAAUUAUAUCUUCUCUACCUUGGAAUCUCCUUUUGCUCUUUAAUCUAUCUAUUUUUUUUUCGUAGGUACAAUAUUCAAGGUUUCACCAGGAAGGCUUGAGUAAGUUCCAGAAUUUGUAGAUAUUCAGAACAGUAGGUCAUGGCGUACUUUAAAGACACACGUUCUCCCCUCGGUGUCGAACAGUUGGUGGUACUUGACGACGAACGCCAACCACUAGAUAAAGGCACUACUAUGGUGGUUCAUACUUCUUUAAUCGGUAGAUAUCCAAUGCAAUGGCCCCGAUUGACCAGUACGUAUAAUAUAAACGAAUGGACUCACGAAGUCUCUUUGAGCAAAACUCUGAAGGUGUGGACCUUACAAACGUCCCAUCACAAAUAUUCGGAUGAAAUUGUUCAUUUACCGACGUUGGGCAACAACAUCAUCAAGGGCAAGGCUAUGUGGGGAGAGUCUCUUCAGUUUACUGGUGAAUUUCAUUACACAGCAGGGUAUUGGGAAUGGACUGAAGAUGUACUUAGCAGGUGCGAGAGUAAGUUAAUUAGCGCGCAAAUAUAUGACUCGGUGUAUGCGUCCCUGUUUACAUAUGAUCGAAAUUCCGAGAUCAUUAAGGUGUUUUGCGAAGCCUGGUGCCCGAUUACAAAUACUCUUUUGACGUCUCUUGGUGAACUAUCCUUGUCAUUAUGGGACUUAAAUACUCUCGCAGGUCUUCCUUUGACCGGACUUCUUUACGACGAAGUCAUCCCUUGUGCCGAAGAGCUUUGUGGCAUUGAUGCAACCGGAUCCAGGUAUAUGCCUCGUACUUGCAAACAUUUGCUCCAUGUUUACCAUUUACUUCGAAAGAAAGCUGACGACAACUCCCAAGUCUCAAUCGAGAAAUGGAUCAAAUUUUGGUCUAAGAAGCAACUGAAGUAUCAUCAGCCUCCUCUUCGUAAGGAGAGAAAAAAAGUUCGUCCAAAAUCUACGCAUAAUCCUCUUGGCAGCUUUGAUGCUCAUGAUGAAUGGGAUACAGCGGAGAGAGAGUUAUUCUCGAAGCUCAAAAUUGGCAAUGAUUUAAGAACUGAAACGUAUUUAUCAGCAUUUCUUGCUUGUUGGCUCUGCACUUUUGUUCUUCCGACUGAUAGCCCCGACACAAUACGUCCGUCUACUUUCAAGAUGGCUAGCCUGAUGGCGAGUGGUCGUAAAGUGGGUUUGGCCGUCCCUGUCUUAGCGAGCAUAUACAAAGGGUUUAAAUAAAAUCUCAAUUUCUCCGAGACCAACUCGCGUAAGUUCCCCAUUUCCCAUCCACUUUGUCUAUGGCUGGUUGGCACAUUACUUCAAAACUCAUUAUCCGGUUUGGCAAGGAGUGCGUGACCCUAAAAUGAUGACUUACUCUGGCGAGGGUGGUGCGAAAUAUUAUGACCCAAAAGAAUCACGCAAGCGGAUUCACAAAGGAGAUUUCGCAUCUCGGACUUGUACUAUGAUCACCAAAAGCAAAGAUUUUUUGUAUGUUGAUAAUGCCAACGGUGAUGAGUUAGAACAAAAUUAUUUCAUUGCGAUUCGUUCGAACUAUCUCCCUCUACUUUGAGGCGAAGAAUUUAUUAUCGAGCCUUACAGUCCGCAUCGAUUUAGUCGUUAGUUUGGCUACUACCAGGAUGUCCCCGGUGUUCUUAUGCGAGAUAUACGCAGAGUUUCUUUAGAAGAAGGACUCCGACAUUGGCGUUUAUGCAUUUUAUCUAAAUCCAUGUCUAGAGCGUGGUUUUCUUCUAUGCCUCCGAAUGCGAAACGAUUUGCCU